This is a messenger RNA of Euleptes europaea (tarantolino), 907 nucleotides long. It is a transcript of the gene CASP6, whose product is annotated as caspase 6. The transcript has 7 exons. Gene Ontology annotation, biological process: proteolysis; apoptotic process. Bases 117 to 884 code for a protein of 255 amino acids. Gene Ontology annotation, cellular component: cytoplasm. Lineage: Eukaryota; Metazoa; Chordata; Lepidosauria; Squamata; Sphaerodactylidae. The record is from RefSeq and is a predicted model, not a curated record.
AAGUAGAUGUGGAUAGCAAGCCUGCUUUGCAGUUCAAAGAUGGACAGCAAAACUUCAUAGAAACAGAUGCCCUUGAUAUAAGCACCCACCUCUUUGACCCAGCUGCAGAGUACAAAAUGAACCACAAGAGGAGAGGACUUGCUUUGAUCUUCAAUCAUGAACGGUUUUACUGGCAUUUAACUCUACCAGAAAGACGCGGCACUCUUGCUGACAGAGAUAACUUGAAACGCAGCUUGACUGAGCUGGGAUUUGAGGUGAAGUGUUUUGAUGAUCUUAAAGCAGAAGAUGUGUUGCAAAACAUUUACGAUGUAUCCACAGCCAAGCAUGAAGAUGCAGACUGUUUCAUGUGUAUUUUCCUGAGCCAUGGUGAAGAUGACCAUGUUUAUGCCUAUGAUGCUAAAAUAAAAAUACAGGAAUUGACCAGAAUGUUCAGAGGAGACAAGUGCCCAAGUCUAGUAGGGAAGCCAAAAAUAUUUAUAAUUCAGGCAUGUCGAGGAGAUAAGCAUGAUGACCCAGUCAUUGUUGCCGAUACAGUAGACAGCAUAACAGAGAAGUCAGAUGUCAAUGAAACCGAAGUGGAUGCUGCUGCAGUUUAUACCUUACCUGCUGGUGCUGACUUCCUCAUGUGUUACUCUGUAGCAGAAGGGUACUACUCUCACCGUGAGACUGUAAAUGGCUCCUGGUACAUUCAAGAUCUGUGCAACAUAAUAAGGCGGCAUGGCUCAUCCCUUGAGUUUACGGAGCUUCUGACACUGGUUAACAGGAAGGUAUCUCAUCGCAAAGUGGACGUAUGCAGAGAUAUUCAUGCUUUAGGAAAAAAGCAGAUUCCUUGUUUCGCAUCCAUGUUAACUAAGAAAUUGUAUUUUUACCCAAAAUCUAAGUAAAAUGGUACACCAGUAAAACAAUU